Molecule: messenger RNA, 1836 nt
Organism: Misgurnus anguillicaudatus (oriental weatherfish)
Lineage: Eukaryota; Metazoa; Chordata; Actinopteri; Cypriniformes; Cobitidae
Gene: ccr9a
Product: chemokine (C-C motif) receptor 9a
Biological process (GO): cell chemotaxis; calcium-mediated signaling; immune response
Cellular component (GO): membrane; external side of plasma membrane
Molecular function (GO): C-C chemokine binding; C-C chemokine receptor activity
Source: RefSeq, a predicted model, not a curated record
AACAGACUUGCCGCCACAAACAACGUGAGAGUGAUUUUUGUUACCGAGAGGACACUGUAGUGGACUGCUUCUUUUUUUUACCAUACAGUUCUUUCUUCCAGAAAGCAAAAUGAACGUGACUGAGCUUGUGACUGUAUUCGGGGGGCUAACUUCAGAAAAUGAUUACGAUGAGGAUUCCUCCACGCCUACUAUUGAUUAUGAAGAUGGUGCAUCAUUAUGUGACAAGGCACUGGUCAGACAGUUUCGCAUGUAUUACGAGCCUGCCCUCUAUUGGAUCAUUGUGAUUCUAGGAGCCAUCGGCAACUCCAUGGUGGUCUGGAUAUAUACCCACUUUAAGAACCGUCUGAAGACUAUGACGGAUGUCUAUCUACUGAACCUGGCUCUUGCAGAUCUGUUCUUUCUGUGCACGCUACCGUUCUGGGCCGCCGAUUCAAUCUACGGCUGGACCUUCGGCUCCGCCCUCUGCAAAACCGUUUCAGCCAUUUACAAAAUCAACUUCUUCAGCAGCGUAUUUCUUCUCACCUGCAUCAGCGUUGACCGCUACAUAGUCAUCGUCAAGACUAUUGAGGCGCAAAACAGCAAGAAGAGUCGAUUGCUGUACAGCAAGCUCAUUUGUGUCAUAGUCUGGUUCCUGGCUGUUUUGUUGGCAAUUCCAGAAUUUCUUUUUGCCAGCAGCAAAGAGGACAUGGAUGGCAAUCAUUUUUGCUCCCUGAUCUACUGGAACAACGAAAACAACCGUACCAAAAUUCUGGUGCUGAGCCUCCAAAUCUGCAUGGGCUUCUGCAUUCCCCUCAUAGUCAUGAUGUUCUGCUAUGCCGUCAUCAUCCGCACCUUACUCAAGACGAGGAACUUUCAGAAGCACAAGGCCAUGCGUGUCAUUUUGGCAGUUGUGGCCGUGUUCAUCUUCUCUCAGCUCCCGUACAACAGCAUGUUAGUCUUCCAAGCCACCCAGGCGGCCAACACGACCGUCACAAACUGCAAUGAGGUCCAACAAUUUGAUAUCACCACCCAAGUCAUGAAGAGCCUCGCCUACAUGCACAGCUGCCUAAACCCAUUCCUUUACGUUUUCGUCGGUGUGCGCUUCCGAAAGGACGUGGCCCGUAUAUUCCAUAGCUACGGCUGCGUUUCAGCCCAAAAGAAGUCUAAGUUGCUGCAGGCAGGCCCACAUCGUUCCUCUGUCAUGUCGGACACAGAAACCACCAAUGCUCUCUCGCUGUGAACUGUCUCUGGAGACUGUCAGUGAGGUUUGCUUAGCUUACGCAGGUGCUUGGCAUCUGAAUUUUGAAACAGAUGUUGGCCAUGUUUCCACGUGAGCAUUUAUGCAUGCUUGAAAACGCACACUGUGGGGCCAUGCCUGCAACCUUGAACGCAGAACAUAGUUCUCUUUGUUUGACUGGGCUUUUAAUGUGAAUGUCAAAUCCAGAUCAAGUAUUGUGCCCUGUAUGAAUAUGGAUAUUAAAGAGUGUGUUGUCACAGGGGGAAUCAUGGUUACCUAUUUAAUGGUACCUUCCAUCACUUGUUCAGCAUUAAAUAUUUUUCUACACGUUGUAUAUAACGAGAUUUAUCAUGUAUGACCACUGAAUUUGACAUGUUGUUUUCUUCUGUAAAUAUUAUGGAUUUUUUUUACUAAUGUAUAAUAUUAAGACGUUGGUGUUUCAUCUUUACACAAACUGUGAAUGUUUUUGUAUUAUUCAUGCAAGUUUUUUAUACCCACUGUUGUCUAUGUGGUUUUGGUGUGAUGUGAAAUAAUAAGUAUUUGCUGCUCAUUUUGUAUAUCUUGUAUCACAAACAAAUAACAAAAUACAAUAUCAAUAAAGACAUUAUCAAUAAAACAGU